AUGCAAGUAGCUUCGCAACAGACACAAUCACCAGUCGGCCCUGGCACAUAUGCCGUGGACCCUUCUUUAGCAUCACGACGGCAAUACUCCCAGCAAACCUCACAAGCAGGUGACCAGAGCCAGAGCCACUCGCAACCGAGAAGCUCACCUCACUCAUCGACACGACCAUCGACACGGCCAAGCGGUAACGGAAAUCAAACUCUGGAGCCUGAUGCCUCUCAACAAGCUCCAUACCAAUCUUCUGCGGGGGCCUAUCAUUCGAACUCGAGUACCCCUCGCGGUCAGGACAUGGCUAGCACUACCCAUGCAUCCCCAAUGAUCCCUACUACAUCUUCGUCUCCUCCGCAUCAGCAGAGUCGGAGAGACCAACGAGGGCAGCAAUCACAUCAAGCCCGCCCACCAAUAUCACCACCUCCAAGAACCUCGUCAAAUCAACGUGGCCAAAGUAUCGGUUUACCAUCGAAUGCACCCCUUGCCGAUAGAACAGCUUCCUCGCGGCAGACUGGUCAAGCGAUUGACGAGCGCCAAUCUGCAUCCCGCAGUGCUGCAGCAGAAUCACUGAGUGGUGGUGAACCUGGAAUAGACAAUGAUGCGGCAGCAGCAAGAUCACGACGGAGAGGGCCGACUUCGUCGGAAGGACCGCAAAGGGCAUCAAGCACCCGAGAACCAGGCUCUCAACAGUCACCCACCGCCGUGGAAAACCGCUCAGCCUCAAAUGUAGCCUCCGCAGCGUCUCACACCAGGCCUGGAAGAGAUGAAAGCCAAAUAAUUAACCGAGUCGUGGUGGACGAUCCUGCUGUCGACCUCAAACGCGAACAAGAACGGCAAUUGGAAUCCGUGCCAGGACUAGCGGUCGUGAAUAACGUGACCGCUGAAGACGUCGGCAGGGCAGCUCCUCGAAGCAGGCAAGAUUAUUCGGCCAGUGCAGGAAAUCCAGGACGAAGAAAAGAGACGCGAUUUGGUGAAUAUAUUCUCGGGCAGACUCUCGGCGAAGGAGAAUUCGGCAAAGUCAAGUUGGGCUGGAAAAAGAAUGGGGAGGUUCAAGUAGCGAUCAAGCUCAUCCGACGAGAGAGCCUUGGGCAGAACCCAAGUCGACUGCCCAAGAUCUACCGCGAGGUGUCCAUCUUGAGGGGCCUCGAGCAUCCAAAUAUUGUCAAACUCCAUGAAAUGAUUGAGACGCCUCCCUACAUUGGUAUCAUUUUGGAGUAUGCAUCUGGUGGUGAAUUGUUCGACUAUAUCUUGAAUCAUCGGUAUCUGAAAGACAACACAGCCCGAAAGCUAUUCGCCCAGCUUGUUUCAGGGGUUGGCUACCUACACAAGAAGGGUAUUGUGCAUCGAGAUCUCAAACUUGAGAAUCUUCUGCUUGACCGAAAUCGUAAUAUUGUUAUCACGGACUUCGGUUUUGCCAACACCUUUGAUCCCCGCGAUGAGCUGGGUGAAGACAUUGAGAAAAAACUGACGGACCGGGAAUUUGUCCGGAGGAUGGAUCUGGAGCGAGUCCAGAACGGGAGUCGGAGAGGAGAUUUGAUGGCGACAAGCUGUGGUAGUCCGUGCUACGCAGCACCUGAGCUUGUAGUGACAGAUUCUCUCUAUACCGGAAGGAAGGUCGACGUUUGGAGUUGUGGGGUCAUCCUGUACGCUAUGUUGGCUGGCUACCUGCCCUUUGACGAUGACCCUGCGAAUCCUGAAGGGGAUAACAUUAAUUUACUUUACAAGUACAUUACGACUACAGCUCUUACCUUCCCAGAAUACGUCACUCCGCAUGCUCGUGACCUCUUGCGAAGGAUCCUAGUCGCCGACCCCAGGCAGCGAGCGGAUUUAUUUGAGGUCGCCAGGCAUAGUUGGUUAAGCGAUUUUGCGCAUGUGGUGGCACAAGUCACAAGCAGUACCACGACCGUUGGCGAGAUUGCGAAUACCACUGUCACAGCAGAUCCACAAGAUGCUCCUCUGCUCGUCCGCAGUGCUUCUGUUAGAGAACCAGCCAAAGCACAUCCGUCCAACAUGUCUCCUGUUGGCGCGCUCACUCAUCAAGGUAAAAUUGACCCUGAGCAAGCGAUUGAAAAAGCCAAAGCACCUCGUGAUCCUAAAAGAAGGACUGUGCAAGUUGAAUACGUCGCUCCGCAAAGCCAGACAGUUAGAGGCGAAGGUCUGCCUCUCAUCAGCUCACCCGCUACAGAUGUCUCUCCCCAAGCUGCUUCAACAGGUCAACAGAAGACUCGCGCCAGGGCCGGCAACGAAGGGCCGGAACCUGUCCCUCGACAAUACAGUGCGACGACUAAGUCUUCGCCGCAAGACGCAUCGGUUGCACCGGCCCCGAGGUCAAGUCAAGCAUAUCAACAGGGGCCAAAUAGAACCCAGUAUCGACCUAGCAGCUCCCAGCGAGACAUGGCGCCUCCUUCACGGCCACCGAAGGAUCUACCUCGUUCUGUGUCUGAAUCUACUAGCGCGUUCGGCCCGCUUCCAACCUCGACCGUAACCAGGCCCACUACUGGAGGGUCUAUGGCUUCCACAGCUGGUCGAUUACCUUCCAGAGGAAACUCUUAUAGUCAACCACUUCCACCUACGGUGGCACCGACAAAUGCAGAAGGACGGCUUGCGCAGCCCAAGAGUGGCAAGCAAUACAAUAUCUCAGCGCCGAUUCCCCAAUCAGGACCUUACGGUCAGAAUGAAUCAAUCGGUCUGCCAAGCACUCAGCAGUAUGAGCCUCCAACAUUAGGAGAUCACAGAGAUCAAUCUCGAGGGCACAAACGGUCAAAUACUUUGGGAAACUUUUUCAGGACAGGUUCGAUCUCUGGUGGCAGGUCGCAACCUCAGUCGCCUGGGGAGCCACAAAGAGAGAAAAGAUAUCCACCUACAAGCAUGAAGGCUCCGAUAGCAGCUGAUAGUCCCCGGCAAUCAACAGAUUCACGGCGGCCCUCAUUCAGCUUCGGACGGAAGAGCAGCGAUUUGAGAAAGAUCACUGAUCUACCCAAACAGGAGAAGCCACGGAGAUUCUCUCUAUUGCCCGCUUCUUUCUCAUUAAAGGGAUUCACCAGCACUGGCAGUGGGAAAGAUGCGAGCAACGAGAUGAGACCAACUUCUGAGCGGAGGCCGUCGAGCAACGUUCAGUCAGCCCUUUCAAGCCGAGCUCAAUCGCGUCCGCAGACCAUGGCAUACAGUAGAGGCCAAAGUGGAGGCAAUAGCUACGGACAAGAGGAGAACUUCCCCGCAACAUAUGAUGGUUCGCGGGACCGUGCACGAGAUAGUCCUGUACAACAGACGCGAAGAAAAGAUGUCCCUUCUCGAGGUGGGCAGCAGAGCGAAUAUGACAACCCACAGACCGAGACUCCUCACGAUCCUUACCCCACUUCGAAGCCACUGCAACCGGGCCAAUCGUAUCUGGACACGCCUACAGAGUCCCAGAUAUCUAUUAAUCAUCGACGCGAGCGGCCUGUCUAUCCUCAGGGUUUUAACGAAUACGAAGAAGAGGCAGCCGGUACAUCGAUUGCUCAAAACCGAAGCGGACGUGGACCGAAUGUUCUACAAAAGAACAAUCGGAAAUUCGCAGAUGCGUACGAGCAAGACGCGGAUCCAAGUUAUGGGGUGGGGGGUCAACACGCCGGGACGUCUGGGGCAGCGAGAAGGGUGAUGGAUUUCUUUAGAAGGAGAGGCAAAGCAAGAGCCGGGGAGGAGAGGGUGUGA
This is a messenger RNA of Letharia columbiana, 3681 nucleotides long. RefSeq lists its product as uncharacterized. Gene Ontology annotation, biological process: protein phosphorylation; microtubule cytoskeleton organization; intracellular signal transduction. Gene Ontology annotation, cellular component: cytoplasm. The transcript has 3 exons. The record is from RefSeq and is a predicted model, not a curated record. The coding region runs from base 1 to 3681 and encodes 1226 amino acids. Gene Ontology annotation, molecular function: tau-protein kinase activity; protein serine/threonine kinase activity; ATP binding. Lineage: Eukaryota; Fungi; Ascomycota; Lecanoromycetes; Lecanorales; Parmeliaceae.